Messenger RNA from Rubroshorea leprosula, 2958 nucleotides. NCBI's taxonomy places the organism in Eukaryota, Viridiplantae, Streptophyta, Magnoliopsida, Malvales, Dipterocarpaceae. The record is from the annotation of a GenBank genome assembly.
CUCGCAGGUCGCAGCUGCAGGACUAAUGAGAUCCUUCCUAAUGUCUGCUCAACUUUCGCUGGUAGAUUACUUUGGGAGAGAAAGCUUGCUUGGUACUGAAAAUCAGGUGAGAGCUAGGAUGGAGAUGUUAGGUUAUUUCCUCAUUGGAUUGCUUUGUAGCUUUUCUCUUCCAAUUUCCAUUCGUGCUUACGACCAAACAGGUUUCAUUAGUUUAGAUUGUGGGUUACCAGAAGAUUCGAGCUAUUCUGAAGCUACAAGAGGCAUAACUUUUGUUUCAGAUGCUCCUUAUAUUGAAACUGGAAUUAGCAAGGAUGUAUUACCUGAAUUCAAAUCAGAGCUACAGCAGCAGAUGUGGAAUGUUAGGAGCUUUCCAGAAGGGGACAAAAACUGUUACAACCUAACCCUCAAGAAGGGUGAUCAGUAUUUAAUCACAGCAUUCUUCAUGUAUGGAAACUAUGAUGAAAAAAAUGAAGUCCCAGGAUUUGACCUGUAUCUGGGACCUAACUUGUGGAACACAGUGUCAUUACAAGAUGCGUCAACCGCAAGAAUCUACGAGAUAAUUCAUACCCUCCAGUCAACUCACCUGUAUAUUUGUCUUGUCAAUACCAGAAAUGGGACCCCAUUCAUAUCAGCAUUAGAGCUAAGGCUUUUGAAGAAUACAACUUACAAAAGCCAAACUGGAUCGAUGGAGCUCUUCAAGAGGUAUGACGUUGGUUCAAUGCCCGGUACACCAUUCACGUUUAAAGAAGAUGUUUAUGACCGUUUUUGGGAGCCUUACAAUAGAGAAGAUUGGACGCAAAUAAGUACUGAAUUCUCCAUUGAAAAUAACAGCACCUAUCAACCACCAUCUUCUGUGAUGCAGACAGCUGGAACCCCUACAAGUGCUAGACAGUCAUUGAAUUUUUCCAUUGGCACCAUGGACUCUGAUGCCAAAUUUUAUGUCUAUAUGCACUUUUCUGAAGUAGAAAAGAUGGAAGCCAACAGAUCAAGAGUUUUGAACAUCUCCUACAAUGGCACACAUUCGUUUGGGCCAUUUAGUCCUGAGUAUUUGCGUGUAAAAACCGUUUUCUCCCCCAUAGCCAUGGAAGGUGGAGAGUUUUCAAUCUACAGAGCAAGAGGUUCAACUCUUCCACCCAUCCUUAAUGCCCUUGAAGUUUAUACGGAAAAACAGUUCUUAAAGUUACCAACAGCCCGGCAAGAUGUGGAUGCUAUCUUGAAUAUAAAAUCAAUCUAUGAAUUGAAGAGAAACUGGCAAGGAGAUCCUUGUGCUCCUCAAGCAUACAUGUGGGAAGGUCUUGACUGCAGACAGAACGAUAAUGAUCCACCUAGAAUCAUAUCCUUGAAUUUAUCCUCCAGUGAUUUGACAGGAGAAAUACCUUCUUGUAUAGCCAAUCUCACGGAAUUACAGUAUCUGGACUUAUCAAACAACAGUUUGACUGGAUCAGUGCCUGAGUUUCUUUCUCAGCUGCAGUUCUUGACAGUGCUAAAUUUGGAAGAGAACAUGCUUAAUGGUUCAGUUCCAGCCAAAUUAAUCAAAAGGUCAGAGAAUGGUUUGCAAUUAAGAGUUGAUGGAAAUCCAAAUCUUUGUGCAUCAAUGUCAUGCAAGAAGAAAACAGGCAAGGGUAUUGUUGUUCCAGUAGUCGUCUCAGCUUCUUCACUUUUGGGCCUCAUAAUUGCAUUGGCUAUCAUUUGGAGACUUAAAAGGCGAAAACUUCUCGCUAGGAAGACGGUAGCUAGGGAGACGGAGGGUUACAGAAAAUCAUGCCUCUCACUGGGGCCAAAAAAUCCAAGAGUAACAUAUUCUGAGGUCCUGAAGAUCACAAACAAUUUUGAGAAAAUUCUUGGUAAAGGAUCUUUUGGAACGGUUUUUCAAGGCUACUUCAGUGACACUCAAGUGGCAGUGAAGAUGCUUUCUCCACUAUCAGUUCAAGGAUAUAAGGAAUUUGAAGCAGAGGUCACAAUUCUUUUGAGAGUUCAUCAUAAAAAUUUGACAAGCCUUAUUGGAUAUUGUUAUGAAGGCUCCUACAUGGGGCUAAUCUAUGAGUACAUGGCCAAAGGAAAUCUGGCAGAGCAUCUAUCAGAGAGCAGCAAUGACAUUCUGAGUUGGGAGCAAAGGCUUCAAAUAAUGCUUGAUGUGGCAUCAGGGCUGGAAUAUUUGCACAAUGGCUGUAAACCACCCAUUAUUCACAGAGAUGUGAAGUCUCAAAACGUCUUAGUAAAUGAAAACUUCCAAGCCAAGAUGGCUGAUUUUGGGGUGUCCAAAACCUUUACCACGGAAGGUGGCAGUCAUGUGUCAACAGUUGUUGCCGGUACCCCUGGAUACCUAGAUCCCGAGUACUACCUCACAAACAGGUUAUCUGAGAAGAGUGAUACCUAUAGCUUUGGGGUUUGGCUUCUGGAGGUCAUCACAAGCCGGCCUGUGAUUGCAAAAACCACUGACAAGACUCACAUAAGUCAGUGGGUAAACUUCAUGCUGUCCAAGGGUGAUAUCAAAAGAAUUGUCGAUCCAAGAUUGAAAGAAGAUUUUGAUGUUAAUUCUGCCUGGAAAGCUGUAGAAGUAGCAAUUGCCUGUGUGUCUCCAACUCCCACAGGAAGGCCAACCAUGAAAGAUGUCGUGGGGGAACUGUACGAGUGCUUAGCAACUGAGAGAGCUAGGAAGAAAAUAGGACACGAAAAUGGAUCACAAAACUCAGCUGGCAUGUUGCCCAUGAACCUGAAUUUCAGCUCUGAAAUGGGUCCCUUUUUUCGGUGAUCUUGUAAACUUAUUGUUAUGUUCAGAAUAAAUCUCCAUACUGGAGAUAGAGUUACUGCAGAUUGCAGUGAUUUUAUAGCUUUAGUUGAUGCCAGCAUUAAUAUAUGAAUCGUGGUUUAAUGUGUUUGAAGAAGUCUCACCUCCUAUAUAUAUAAUUUCGUCUUUGCAUUUGUACUUGUAGUUCCAAAGAAAUAACAAGUUAGUUC